AUGUCCAAAUCAAAAGAAAGUGGAUACACCUUCAAAUUGAAUAUGGGAGAUAGAUUAUAUCAUCUCAUAGCUGAUUCAGAAUUGGAAUGUAGAAAGUGGCAAUCUGCUCUAAGUAAAUUUAUCAGAACAACUAAGGCAAUCAAUAACCCAUUAAAAAUUAAAAUAAAAAAGAACAUUGACCCAUUAAUCAAGUUUUAUGAAGAAGAAACUCAAUUACUAGCUAGGAGAGAAAAGAUUCAAUAGAAUUUAGAAUCAGACAUGGCAGCCAUCUUGACAGAAGAGGAUGCAGAUCUGAAUAAGUUUUUUAAUUAAUUGACCCAUCUGUGA
Molecule: messenger RNA, 327 nt
Organism: Paramecium tetraurelia
Lineage: Eukaryota; Ciliophora; Oligohymenophorea; Peniculida; Parameciidae
Exons: 1
Source: RefSeq, a predicted model, not a curated record